AACUUCUAUUCCACUUCUUCCAUUCCACUUCGUUCAGAAAGUAUAUUUGUUCAUCGCGUACAUAUUUGUUCUGUCCUUAUUAUUACCGGUCCGGACCGCUAGUCACCAUCACCAUGAAGUACAUAAUCCUCGCUUCUCUCCUCUCCUCCGCCGCCCUCGCUGCGCCUUUCGCUCAGGUGCAGGGCCAGGCCGCCACUAAUGCUAAUGCGGGAGCCACCCAGGCUGGUGCAGGCACCGCGGGCACACAGGCGGGCGCUGGCCAAGCCGCCGCCGGACAGGCAACUCAACAGCAAGGCGCCGCUCAAGGACAAACGGGCACGCAGGGCGCGACGGGCCAGACCGGUGCUCAGAAUGCCCCGCAACAGGGUGCAGGUGUCGCCAACGGCCAGACUCCCAGUGCUGCCGACCUCGCCACCGCGGUCUCCAACUGGCAGGCCGAUACCUCGAUGGUGUCCAACUUCCUUGACACGGGCGCCGGCAUCCAGAACAACGUCGCAUUCAAGCAGGCGGCGACUGUCGCGUUCAACGCCGAGGUCGACGAGCUGAACCACAAGGCCAUCAUCGAUGCGGCGAACAGCGCCGAUCCCAAUGUCCAGGCCGCGAACAGCACGCUCGCGACCGCCGGUGCCUUCCAGGAUGUCGUCGACAAGCUCCAGCAGAUGAGCGUCCAGGGCCGUGCGGCGGUUGCGAAUAUUGAUCUGAUCAACCAGAACCGAUGUGUCAAUGUCCUACCCAACAUCGACGCGUACAUGGCAUCUACCGGCUCUUCCAGCCAGGCUAUCCGUCCGCAGGUCUGCGACCAGACGGGCGUUGCGGGCGGCGUCCAGGGCACGGGUGCUACGCAGCCCGGUCAGGCUCCGGGAACGCCCCAGGCCGCUUUUGAUGCUGCUGCGGCGCUUGCUCAGGGCACUGGAAACGGACUUAUUCAGACCGGAGGUGCUCAAGCCGGAACUGCUGGCACUGCUACUCCCGCUCAAGGCCAGGCCGGUACUGCCGCUCAGGGACAACAAGCCGGUCAGGCGCAAGGCCAAGCUGGUACCGCUCAACAGGCCGGUGCUCAGGGACAGGCUGGCACAGCUGGAACUGCCGCUCAGGGUCAGCAAGGCCAGGCUGGUACCGCUGCUCAGGGACAACAAGCUGGCACCGCCGCUCAGGCUCAGGGCCAACAGGCCGGUGCUGCUUCCGCUCAGGGCGCUACCGCUGGAGCUACGCAGUAAUCGCGAGGAGAGCGAGAUGAUGGGCUGGGCUACAGCUACAUUCGUUGCUCGGAGGAGCUUUCGGGGGUUAUUCCUUCUCUGUUGAUGAUUUUAGCUAGCUGCGAUA
Messenger RNA from Trematosphaeria pertusa, 1323 nucleotides. RefSeq lists its product as uncharacterized. The transcript has 4 exons. Bases 114 to 1217 code for a protein of 367 amino acids. Lineage: Eukaryota; Fungi; Ascomycota; Dothideomycetes; Pleosporales; Trematosphaeriaceae. The record is from RefSeq and is a predicted model, not a curated record.